Molecule: messenger RNA, 729 nt
Organism: Sorghum bicolor (sorghum)
Lineage: Eukaryota; Viridiplantae; Streptophyta; Magnoliopsida; Poales; Poaceae
Product: putative glutaredoxin-C2
Exons: 1
Coding region: 150-473 (107 amino acids)
Source: RefSeq, a predicted model, not a curated record
ACAGGCAGCAGCAGAGAUAGCAUAAACUCUGAACCCUCAAGUGAGGUUUCGAUUGAUCGUCGAUCGUACGUUGUUGGCACAUCAAGCUUAAGGGCAUCAAAUAAAAGGAGAAGCAGCAAUUAAGCAGGAGGAGGAGGACGACGACGACAAUGGCGGCGGCGGACGGCGGUGUGUCGAGGCUGGCGUCGCAGCGGGCGGUGGUGAUCUUCGGGACGAGCAACUGCUGCAUGUGCCACGCGGUGAAGACGCUCUUCUCGGAGCUUGGCGUCGGGUGGGCGGUGCACGAGCUGGACAAGGACCCGGGGGGCAAGGACAUGGAGAAGGCGCUGGCGCGCAUGGUGGGCCGCUCCCCGCCCGUGCCGGCGGUCUUCAUCGGCGGCAAGCUCGUCGGCCCCACCGACCAGGUCAUGGCGCUGCACCUCCGCGGCAAGCUCGUGCCGCUCCUGCGCGAGGCCGGAGCCCUCUGGCUCUGAUGUGAUUGAUCAUGCAUGAUCCGAUCCAUCACCAAGUUAUAUAUAUACUGCUUGGUAGUGCUUCUAAGUUCUAACCUGAUCCAACAAGAAGUACAUGCAACAUGCAUGAUCCAUGAAAGGUCAUCGAACUAUUAAGAGCUAUGAUCUUUCAGUUCAGUAGAGGAUAUAUAGAUAACCGUCGUCACUGCUAUGUUGAGGGAGGAAAGAAUGCUCUCUGUAACCGAUGGGCUAGUAUAUAUAUAUGUUUGUAUGUACA